CCUGCCACAUGAACUUUGGUUUUCAAUUAUCUUAAAAGAAGACUCGGGAACUAAUGCCGUUCUUUGAGAGUAGAGAUGAUAUCCCUGCAAUUUAUAACUUCUCUGCCUUCCUUGCAAAUCCCUAAUUCCCACUUCUUAAAACCUAAUCACCUUUCUCUCCAAUGCUUCACAAACCCUAAUUUUCACUCAAUCCCUUUCCCCAGAACCCCUUAUCUUACAAAAUCCAAACAUACUCUUUUCCUCUCUUUCCCCAAAAACUCUAACUUUAAACUCAAAAGCUCACAAAGAUUAAAACUUUCAGCUAAAUUGCAGAGGUUAAUUUGUCAUGGGGUUAAAGAUUCUGGUGAAGAGACUAAGACAGUGUUGGAUUCUGGUGGUGAUGGUGGUGGAGGUGGGGAUGAUGGUGAUGGGGAGAUGGAGAAAAAUGAUGGGAUUUUGCCAGAGUGGUUAAAUUUUACUACGGAUGAUGUAAAGACUGUCUUUUCUGCUGUUGCUGUUUCGCUUGCAUUUCGUUAUUUUGUAGCAGAGCCAAGGUUCAUUCCUUCUUUGUCUAUGUAUCCAACGUUUGACGUUGGCGAUCGGGUUGUUGCCGAGAAGGUUUCAUACUAUUUCAGAAAGCCAUGUGUAAAUGAUAUAGUGAUCUUCAAAAGUCCACCAGUCCUCCAGGAAGUUGGUUACACGGAUAAUGAUGUAUUCAUAAAACGAAUUGUUGCAAAGGAAGGUGAUAUUGUAGAGGUUCAUGAGGGGAAGCUUAUAGUAAAUGGAGUUGUGAGAAGUGAAAAGUUUAUUCUUGAAUCUCCUUUGUAUGAGAUGACACCUGUUCGUGUACCUGAGAACUCUGUUUUUGUGAUGGGUGACAAUCGUAAUAAUAGUUAUGAUUCACACGUAUGGGGUCCCCUUCCCGCAAAGAACAUUAUUGGAAGAUCAGUUUUCCGUUAUUGGCCACCUAAAAGGAUUGGCGGCACGGUUCUUGAUACCGGCUGUGCUGUUGAUAAGCAGAAGAACACUGCUGCAUCUGAAUAGUACCAAGCCCUUCGGAAGAGCUUGUUUAUUUUCUGGAUACUCACUCUUCCUUUCAUCGAAUUCUGUCCCAUUUUCUUAUCCCUUAAUCUGCUCACUUUUUUAAAAAAGUUCCAUAGCAGCAUUCUUCACUUGAGAGAGGCAAUUUUUGCAUGGGAAAGGUUUUUUGCCCCUUUCCCAUGACCUGGAUGUAAUUAUAGGGCAUGCCUGUAUUGAUCUACACAAUUGAAUUGUAUUCAAUGAAGCAACUCUCUAAUCUCUCUUCA
Messenger RNA from Populus euphratica (Euphrates poplar), 1286 nucleotides. It is a transcript of the gene PLSP1, whose product is annotated as plastidic type i signal peptidase 1. Gene Ontology annotation, biological process: thylakoid membrane organization. The record is from RefSeq and is a predicted model, not a curated record. Lineage: Eukaryota; Viridiplantae; Streptophyta; Magnoliopsida; Malpighiales; Salicaceae. The transcript is spliced from 5 exons. Bases 76 to 1023 code for a protein of 315 amino acids. Gene Ontology annotation, molecular function: serine-type endopeptidase activity. Gene Ontology annotation, cellular component: chloroplast thylakoid membrane.